AUGGAAAUCAAUUCACCCCAGCCAGAACAUGCGCAAUUGGUAGGAUCGCGAGUGCACCCCAAGACCGUCGCUUCCGGCCGUCUUCUAGCAGCUCUGCAUCAACAAGUGGUCCACGCCACCAAUGCGGACGCAGUCCGCAUUGGUGGUGGCCCUGGAGCACCAGGUUCUAUCGACGCAGCUUUGCUGGAACCUGCAAUCGCGGAAAACCAACUGAUUCCUUCCCCACCAUUGUCGCCCAAACUGGUGGCUCAAGACAUUGUGGCUGACGAAAACUCGUUCGAAAACAACCUGAAAGCCUCUGCCCACGAAGAAGACUUCGAUUCGCUACUGGUGACCCCAAUCAGUGUUGCCCAUGUAUCGCCCAGGCGAUACCGGGCAGCCACCCUUGGAUUUUUGGCCCAAUACCGCUGUAUAGACCUGUCACGGUCCCACAAACGGUAUCCCGCGUCUUCUAACUACAAGACAGCCCGCAGAACCCGUAAUUACACGUUUUCCCCCGGUGGAGCAGCUUCCCACAAUUCCGGAAACUCCGAUUUCGAAAGAUCGUAUCGCACGCGGCGUGUCACUGGCAACAUGGCUAGCGGAUCGGGACCAAAUUUACGUCGUCCUGCAAAUCUGGACCUCUCUCGCGAUUCCACACCCGUCAUUUCAAGACCCUCUACGCCCACUAACAGACAUCGCAAAACCGCACAGAUUUCUUCACCAUUGGCCUCGGCUGCAGCUGUGUCUGCUCCAAACAUGAGUUGGGAACGUUUACCGGACUACAGCCCACCAAUGUCACUACUGCCCAAUAACAACAAAUGUCUGAAAGUUGAAUGGAAGGGAUCGUCGAUGGACCUUUCCGACGAUCCUCUGAAAGAUCUUUUACAUCCAGCAGAGUUGCAAUUGGCUCAAAUACUAAGACUACCAUGCGACUUGUACCUGGACUCCAAGCGGAGACUUUUCUUGGAGAAAAUGCAUCGUCUGAAGCAAGGCUUACCGUUUAGAAGAACAGACGCUCAAAAGGCAUGCAGGAUAGACGUGAACAAAGCGUCCAGGCUCUUUGCGGCGUAUGAAAAAAUUGGUUGGUUGCAAGACGAUAAAUUCGAAAAGUUCCUAUAG
Molecule: messenger RNA, 1101 nt
Organism: Lachancea sp. 'fantastica'
Lineage: Eukaryota; Fungi; Ascomycota; Saccharomycetes; Saccharomycetales; Saccharomycetaceae
Source: the annotation of a GenBank genome assembly